Molecule: messenger RNA, 7711 nt
Organism: Choloepus didactylus (southern two-toed sloth)
Lineage: Eukaryota; Metazoa; Chordata; Mammalia; Pilosa; Megalonychidae
Gene: PTPRF
Product: protein tyrosine phosphatase receptor type F
Exons: 35
Coding region: 300-6050 (1916 amino acids)
Biological process (GO): protein dephosphorylation
Molecular function (GO): protein binding; protein tyrosine phosphatase activity
Source: RefSeq, a predicted model, not a curated record
CGGCGGCGGCAGAGGCGGCGGCUCCAGCUCCGGCUCCCGGUUGGGCUCCGGCUUCAGCUUGGGUGGCGGUGGCGGGAGCGGGACUAGGUGGCGGCGGCGACAGAGGAGAGGGAGCAGCGGCCCCAGCGGCCCCAGCGGCCUGGGGGAAGACAUGCGGACCGACGGCCCCUGGAUAGACGGAAGGAGCAGAAGCCCCGGUGCCCUGCCCCCGGUGCUGACUGUCCAGCAAGAGUGACAGACGUGAGGAAAGACCCGGUCUGAUUGUCCUGGGCUGUGGCUGUGUGGUGCUGGAGCCCUGGAUGGCCCCUGAGCCAGCCCCAGGGAGGACGAUGGUGCCCCUUGUGCCCGCACUCGUGGUGCUUGGUUUGGUGGUGGGCACCCAUGGCGACAGCAAACCUGUCUUCAUUAAGGUCCCUGAGGACCAGACUGGGCUGUCGGGAGGCGUGGCCUCCUUCGUGUGCCAAGCCACAGGGGAACCCAAGCCACGCAUCACAUGGAUGAAGAAGGGGAAGAAAGUCAGCUCCCAGCGCUUCGAGGUAAUCGAGUUUGACGAUGGGGCAGGGUCAGUGCUGCGGAUCCAGCCGUUGCGGGUGCAGCGAGAUGAAGCCAUCUAUGAGUGCACGGCCACCAAUAGUCUGGGAGAGAUCAACACUAGCGCCAAGCUCUCAGUUCUCGAAGAAGAACAGCUGCCCCUCGGGUUCCCCUCCAUCGACAUGGGGCCUCAGCUGAAGGUGGUGGAGAAGGCGCGCACAGCCACCAUGCUGUGUGCAGCAGGAGGGAACCCAGACCCUGAGAUCUCUUGGUUCAAGGACUUCCUCCCCGUGGACCCAGCCACCAGCAACGGUCGCAUCAAGCAGCUGCGUUCAGGUGCCUUGCAGAUUGAGAGCAGCGAGGAGUCGGACCAAGGCAAGUACGAGUGUGUGGCGACCAACUCGGCAGGCACACGCUACUCAGCUCCUGCAAACCUGUAUGUACGAGUGCGCCGCGUGGCUCCUCGGUUCUCCAUCCCUCCCAGCAGCCAGGAGGUGAUGCCGGGUGGCAGCGUGAACCUGACGUGCGUCGCCGUGGGCGCACCCAUGCCCUAUGUGAAGUGGAUGCUGGGUGCCGAGGAACUCACCAAGGAGGACGAGAUGCCAGUCGGCCGCAAUGUGCUGGAGCUCAGCAACGUCGUGCGCUCCGCCAACUACACCUGCGUGGCCAUCUCCUCGCUGGGCAUGAUUGAAGCGACGGCCCAGGUCACAGUGAAAGCUCUGCCUAAGCCUCCAAUCGACCUUGCGGUGACAGAGACGACAGCCACCAGCGUCACCCUGACCUGGGACUCUGGGAACUCAGAGCCUGUGUCCUACUACGGCAUCCAGUACCGUGCAGCGGGCACGGAGGGCCCCUUCCAGGAGGUGGACGGAGUGGCCACCACCCGCUACAGCAUCGGCGGCCUCAGCCCCUUCUCAGAGUACGCCUUCCGCGUGCUGGCGGUGAACAGCAUUGGGCGAGGGCCACCCAGCGAGGCGGUGCGGGCGCGCACGGGCGAGCAGGCACCCUCCAGCCCGCCACGCCGUGUACAAGCGCGCAUGCUCAGCGCCAGCACCAUGCUGGUGCAGUGGGAGCCGCCCGAGGAGCCCAACGGCCUGGUGCGGGGCUACCGUGUCUACUACACCCCAGACUCGCGCCGCCCCCUGAGUGCCUGGCACAAGCACAACACAGACGCUGGGCUCCUCACCACCAUCGGCAGCCUGCUGCCUGGCAUCACCUACAGUCUGCGUGUGCUCGCCUUCACCGCCGUGGGCGACGGCCCGCCCAGCCCCACCAUCCAGGUCAAGACACAGCAGGGAGUGCCUGCCCAGCCCGCGGACUUCCAGGCUGAGGCGGAGUCAGACACAAGGAUCCAGCUCUCGUGGCUACUGCCCCCGCAGGAGCGGAUCAUCCAGUAUGAGCUGGUGUACUGGGCAGCAGAGGACGAAGGCCAGCAGCACAAGGUGACCUUCGACCCCACCUCCUCCUACGCUCUAGAGGACCUGAAGCCUGACACACUGUAUCGCUUCCAGCUGGCUGCCCGCUCGAGCAUGGGGGUGGGCGUCUUCACUCCCGCCAUUGAGGCCCGCACAGCACAGUCCACCCCCUCCGCCCCUCCGCAGGAGGUGACGUGUGUGAGCGUGGGCUCCACCACAGUCCGGGUAAGUUGGGUUCCACCGCCAGCCGACAGCCGUAACGGCAUCAUCACCCAGUACUCGGUGGCCUACGAGGCGGUGGACGGCGAGGACCGCGGGCGGCAUGUGGUGGAUGGCAUCAGUCACGAGCACUCCAGCUGGGACCUGGUGGGCCUGGAGAAGUGGACGGAGUACCGGGUGUGGGUGCGGGCACACACAGAUGUGGGCCCUGGCCCAGAGAGCGCCCCGGUGCUGGUGCGCACCGACGAGGACGUGCCCAGUGGGCCCCCAAGGAAGGUGGAGGUGGAGCCGCUGAACUCCACUGCUGUGCACGUCUCCUGGAAGCUGCCCGUCCCCAGCAAGCAGCAUGGCCAGAUCCGCGGGUACCAGGUCACCUACGUGCGCCUAGAGAAUGGUGAGCCCCGUGGCCCACCCGUCAUCCAGGACGUCAUGCUGGCCGAGGCCCAGUGGCAGCCAGAGGAGUCCGAGGACUAUGAAACCACCAUCAGCGGCCUGACCCCCGAGACCACCUACUCCAUUACCGUCGCCGCCUACACCACCAAGGGGGACGGUGCCCGAAGCAAAUCCAAAAUCGUCACCACGACAGGGGCAGUCCCAGGCCGGCCCGCCAUGAUGGUCAGCACCACGGCCAUGAACACCGCCCUGCUGCAAUGGCACCCACCCAAGGAGCUGCCGGGCGAGCUGCUGGGCUACCGGCUGCAGUACCGCCGGGCUGACGAGGCCCGGCCCAACACCAUAGACUUUGGCAAGGAUGACCAACACUUUACGGUCACUGGCCUGCACAAGGGGGCCACCUACAUCUUUCGGCUGGCUGCCAGGAACCGGGCCGGCCUCGGCGAGGAGUUCGAGAAGGAGAUCACCACCCCCGAGGACGUGCCCAGCGGCUUCCCCCAAAGCCUGCGCGUGGUGGGGCUGACCACAUCCACCACUGAACUGGCCUGGGAGCCACCGGUGCUGGCAGAAAGGAACGGGCGCAUCACCAACUACACCGUGGUGUACCGUGACAUCAACAGCCAGCAGGAGCUGUACAGCAUCACCGCAGACACCCACCUUACGCUCUCCGGCCUGAAGCCAGACACCACGUACGACGUCAAGGUCCGCGCAUACACCAGCAAAGGCGCUGGCCCGCUCAGCCCCAGCAUCCAGUCCCGGACCGUGCCUGUGGAGCAAGUGUUUGCCAAGAACUUCCGCGUGGCGGCUGCAAUGAAGACAUCUGUGUUGCUCAGUUGGGAGGUCCCCGACUCCUACAAGUCUGCUGUACCUUUCAAGAUUCUCUACAAUGGGCAGAGCGUGGAGGUGGACGGGCACUCGAUGCGGAAGCUGAUCGCAGACCUGCAGCCGAACACAGAGUACUCGUUUGUGCUGAUGAACCGUGGCAGCAGCGCAGGGGGUCUGCAGCACCUCGUGUCCAUCCGCACGGCCCCCGACCUCCUGCCGCACAAGCCACUGCCCGCUUCAGCCUACAUUGAGAAUGGCCGCUUCACCCUCUCAAUGCCCCGCGUGCAGGACGCCUCUCUCGUCAGGUGGUUCUACGUGGUGGUGGUGCCCAUCGACCGUGUGGGUGGGAGCCUGCUGGCACCGCGAUGGAGCACACCCGAGGAGCUGGAGCUGGACGAGCUUCUGGAGGCCAUCGAGCAGGGUGGCGGGGAGCGGCGGCGGCGGCAGGCAGAGCAGCUGAAGCCAUAUGUGGCUGCUCAGGUGGACGUGCUCCCCGAGACCUUCACCCUAGGGGACAAGAAGAGCUACCGGGGCUUCUACAACCGGCCCCUGACUCCGGACCUGAGCUACCAAUGCUUUGUGCUUGCCUCCCUGAAAGAACCCGUGGACCAGAAGCGCUACGCCUCCAGCCCAUACUCGGAUGAGAUCGUGGUCCAGGUGACACCAGCCCAGCAGCAGGAGGAGCCUGAGAUGCUGUGGGUGACGGGCCCUGUCCUGGCAGUUAUCCUCAUCAUCCUCAUCGUCAUUGCCAUCCUCCUGUUCAAGAGGAAAAGGACCCACUCCCCGUCAUCGAAGGACGAGCAGUCCAUUGGGCUGAAGGACUCCUUGCUGGCCCACUCCUCCGACCCCGUGGAGAUGCGCAGGCUCAACUACCAGACCCCAGGUUCCAGUGCCCCCAGUUGCCCGAAUAUCUCAAGUAUGCGAGACCACCCGCCUAUCCCCAUCACUGACCUGGCAGACAACAUCGAGCGUCUCAAAGCCAACGAUGGCCUCAAGUUCUCCCAGGAGUAUGAGUCCAUUGACCCUGGACAGCAGUUCACAUGGGAGAAUUCAAACCUGGAGGUGAACAAGCCCAAGAAUCGCUAUGCAAAUGUCAUUGCCUACGACCACUCUCGGGUCAUCCUCACCUCCAUCGAUGGUGUCCCCGGGAGUGACUACAUCAAUGCCAACUACAUCGACGGCUACCGCAAGCAGAACGCCUACAUCGCCACACAGGGACCGCUGCCCGAGACCAUGGGCGAUUUUUGGCGGAUGGUGUGGGAGCAGCGAACAGCCACUGUGGUCAUGAUGACACGGCUGGAGGAGAAGUCCCGGGUAAAGUGUGAUCAGUACUGGCCAGCCCGUGGCACUGAGACCUAUGGCCUCAUUCAGGUGACCCUGCUGGACACAGUGGAGCUGGCCACGUACACCGUACGCACCUUCGCACUCCACAAGAGCGGCUCCAGUGAGAAGCGGGAGCUGCGUCAGUUCCAGUUCAUGGCCUGGCCAGACCAUGGAGUUCCUGAGUACCCGACCCCUAUCCUGGCCUUCCUACGGCGGGUCAAGGCCUGCAACCCGCUAGAUGCAGGGCCCAUGGUGGUGCACUGCAGCGCGGGCGUGGGCCGCACGGGCUGCUUCAUAGUUAUCGAUGCCAUGCUGGAGCGUAUGAAGCAUGAGAAGACCGUCGACAUCUACGGCCACGUGACGUGCAUGCGGUCGCAGCGGAACUACAUGGUGCAGACAGAGGACCAGUACGUGUUCAUCCACGAGGCGCUGCUGGAGGCCGCCACGUGUGGGCACACGGAGGUGCCCGCGCGCAACCUCUAUGCCCACAUCCAGAAGCUGGGCCAAGUGCCUCCUGGAGAGAGUGUUACCGCCAUGGAGCUCGAGUUCAAGUUGCUGGCCAGCUCCAAGGCCCACACGUCCCGCUUCAUCAGUGCCAACCUGCCCUGCAACAAGUUCAAGAACCGCCUGGUGAACAUCAUGCCUUAUGAGUUGACGCGUGUGGGUCUGCAGCCCAUCCGUGGGGUGGAGGGCUCUGACUACAUCAAUGCUAGCUUCCUGGAUGGCUAUAGACAGCAGAAGGCGUACAUAGCCACACAGGGGCCUCUGGCCGAGAGCACCGAGGACUUCUGGCGCAUGCUGUGGGAGCACAAUUCCACCAUCAUCGUCAUGCUGACCAAGCUUCGGGAGAUGGGCAGGGAGAAGUGCCACCAAUACUGGCCAGCGGAGCGCUCCGCCCGCUACCAAUACUUUGUUGUUGACCCGAUGGCUGAGUACAACAUGCCUCAGUAUAUCCUGCGUGAGUUCAAGGUCACAGAUGCCCGGGAUGGGCAGUCAAGGACCAUCCGGCAGUUCCAGUUCACGGACUGGCCAGAGCAAGGAGUGCCCAAGACGGGUGAGGGCUUCAUCGACUUCAUUGGGCAGGUGCACAAGACCAAGGAGCAGUUCGGGCAGGACGGGCCCAUCACGGUGCAUUGCAGCGCUGGCGUGGGCCGCACUGGGGUAUUCAUCACUCUGAGCAUCGUCCUGGAGCGGAUGCGCUAUGAGGGCGUGGUUGACAUGUUCCAGACCGUGAAGACCCUGCGCACACAGCGUCCCGCCAUGGUGCAGACAGAGGACCAGUACCAGCUGUGCUACCGUGCGGCCCUGGAGUACCUCGGUAGCUUUGACCACUAUGCAACGUAACUACCGCUCCCCUCUCCUCCGCCGCCCCCGCCGGGGGUUCCGGAGGGGACCCAGCUCCUCUGAGCCAUACCCACCAUCGUCCAGCCCUCCUCCAUGGAUGCCAUUGCUGGCAGAGCACAGCCCACUGGGAUCACAGCGUUUCAGGAACAUUGCCACACCAAACGCCAGCCCAAGCAGCCCUAGGCGAGUGGGCAGGCAGGCUGGUGGGCCGGCGGGCAGGCUGGCAUCGGGGUCUGUCUCUGUCCACCAGGCCCACCCGGAGCCUGCUGCGAGCUCUGUUUCGCUGCCGCGUUUCUCAUGCUUCUUCUCGUGGGGUGGGGGAUGGGGGCAAAGACCCCUUUUUUAUAUACAUCAAGUGGGGAGACCAAGGGAUUCUAGCUUCUUCCCUGAUUUUUCCUUUUGCAAAUCCUUAACUGCAGAACGGGCCACUGUGGGGCUGGGGUAUUCUUUUUCUUUCUCGAGUUCGUGUUGGGUCCCUUUUGUAUGACUUCUGCCGCUGAAGGCCAACACCUGCCUGCGUUCCUGUGGAGCGGGCGCCACUGGCCCGAGCGGAGGCUCACACGGGGGCCCAGGACAUGUCGCUGCUCCAGCUGCUUUUCCAGUUCUUCAGAGAAGAUGCUGUUUCACCCAAAUGCAGGGAAACAAAAUUUAUUUUAUUUUAUUUUACUUUGUUUUGUUUUUCCUUGGAGCCUUUUUUUAGACCCCACAGACGGUGGUGGGCAGGGAGGAGAUAGGAAACACACAUCCUCAGUUGUCUAUUCCAGUGUGUGUUUAACAUUCACAGCCCAGAACCAGACCCGUGUCUGGGGGAGCCUGGCAGGGCGUGCCUCAUCACCAUCGUGUUCGCAAAGGUUAAAAAAAUAAAAACAAAAAAACGAAACCAACAAAAAGAGAGAGAGAAGAAAGAGAGUAAUCCCCUGGCCUGUGCUUUAACCCCCUGCUUGGGGAGGAGGCUCCGUGCACUGGGGCUCCCGAGGGAGCCGCGGGGCUGACCUCUGGGCCUGCUGUGCCUUGCUUUUGGCCCCAGCAUCGCUGUCCUGCAUGGUGUUUGCAGGCUGUGGGGUCUGGCUCCAGGGCUAAGGCAGUUGGCACAGAUCAGGGUUGGUCCCUGCCCCGUGGACUUCGGGGCCAGUCAGGGGUGUGGCGGCCUUUCGGUCCAGGCCAGUGGGCCUGGGAGCACAUGUCUGUCCUCAGAGCAGGGACCAGAUGACGUCCCUCCCUGGUUUGCAGCAGUUUUCCAAGCUGCUGAGCAUCGCUCCUUCCACUCCUUCAAGAUGCCCUCGUAAACCAAUGUGGCGAGACUACUGGACUUCUCUUAAUGGUACUAUAAUCGAUCCUUAUUAUCUCGGCUUGCUGAGGGGCAGGGAGAGGGCCUCUUCCUCUGGGCAGCACUAUCUAGAUAGGUAAGUGGGGGCGGGAAGGGUGCAUAGCUGUGUAGCCGAGGGAUGUGAUACAGACAUCCCCAAGACUAGCUAGGCUCAGUCAAGAUCAACAAUCCAGGGUUGGUAAUGUUGGAUGAAACAUUCAUUUUUACCUUGUGGAUGCUAGUGCUGUAGAGUUCACUGUUGUACACAGUCUGUUUUCUAUUUGUUAAGAAAAACUACAGCAUCAUUGCAUAAUUCUUGAUGGUAAUAAAUUUGAAUAAUCAGAUUUCUUACAAA